GUUAAAUGGUAUAUAGAUAUGAUUAUGUUUCGGAUAUCUUUGAAAGCCAAAUAAGACCACUCCUCAAAUUUCCUGGCUCACUGGACUGGAGCAUUGGCGCAGUUAAAAUUGCUCGCGGAAACAAUAAAGUUUCCCCUUCCAAAACAAUAUGGCUGCGCCCAGGAAGAGAUCAGGUGGUAUUUGUGUCGUGCAUUCUCUCAUGAAAUCGCCUUGACGUUAUCGAUUCUGCAGCUGAAUAUUUGAUCGCACUCUGGGAAGUAUGGCCGCCUCAUGCAAAGGAGGAAAGAAAGAGAAGAAAAGACCAAUUCCCGUGAAAACAUCCCUGAAUUCUCCGUAUAGCCUUCAAUGGAACCCCCUGGAGCGGGAAGACAUGCACUUCAUCCUCAAUCUCCUAAAGGAAAACAUGGCAGAGGUUGGCCUUCAGAAAAGAGAGGGGGUGAAGAAGAAUCGAAAAUGGGGCAAAAAGAGAGAGCAGCCAGCGCAGGAGAAUAUUGUGGAUGAACACAGUCAAAAGGUGGACAUUCAAGGAGGCCUACCCCUAGAGGGCACGUAUGAAGGGUGGACUGACUUGGCUGCAAGGAAACAACUAGCAAUAGGGAUCAACGAAGUCACAAGAGCGCUAGAGAGAAAUGAACUCUGCCUUGUUCUGGUAUGCAAGUCCGUCAAACCCGAGCAUAUGACCAAUCACCUGAUCAUGCUUAGCAAGACCCGGACAGUGCCAGCGUGUCAGGUACCUCGACUCAGCGAGAAUAUGGCGCACGUGCUUGGCCUGAAGUGUGUUUUGGCACUGGGCUUCAAGCGCAACACACCCCUAUUUUCCCAUACCGUCAGUGCUAUUAUUCCGAAAGUGCCUCCAUUUCAGGUGCCCUGGAUACCGGUCAAGACAAAAACACAGGAGAGUACCAAGGGGGGACAAACGGACGAAUUGGAAAAUGGAAAUAAAAGCAAGGGUCAGAAACGGAAAAUCGAAGACGCCGCUUCUGUGGACUACUCACCAGUCCUCCAGUGUCUUAAAGUUAAGAAGAUAAUUCCCAACCCUUCAAAGAUCCGCAAGUUAAAGAACAAGAGGAAAAAGUAAAGAAAUUAAGAGGUUCUUGAACAUUUUUUUUUUUUCCAAUGGCAUACUGCUAGACAUAUUAAUUGAAGUUUCCUCUGACAUUAAGAUAAACCGACACUCGCAUGAGCAGUGAGGGAUGGUUUAAUUGAACUUCAUGUUCUCUUAAAAGUACAUGUACAAACAGGGCUGCCCAACCUCGUAGGCUUUCACUGCAGCCCUAACAAAGCACACCCUCAAUUCAAGUUCUCUUUCAGCUGCUAGUCAAAGUUUUUGUGAUAUGAUUGUAAAUAGGAAGAAAACACUCUAGUAGACAACUAUUUGUUUGGAUGAGUUUAUUCAAAUAUCCAUGCUGGUAUACCUUAACAUGUAUUUAAAAUGAUCAGAUAUUUGGAUGAUAGUCAUGUUAAAUGGUGCUGGUUCUUGGUCUUCAGUUCUUUCACAACCUGCCAUGGAGUUCAAUAAAAAUAU
Molecule: messenger RNA, 1525 nt
Organism: Conger conger (European conger)
Lineage: Eukaryota; Metazoa; Chordata; Actinopteri; Anguilliformes; Congridae
Gene: rpp38
Product: ribonuclease P/MRP 38 subunit
Exons: 2
Coding region: 260-1078 (272 amino acids)
Biological process (GO): tRNA 5'-leader removal
Cellular component (GO): fibrillar center; nucleolar ribonuclease P complex; ribonuclease MRP complex
Molecular function (GO): ribonuclease P activity; ribonuclease P RNA binding
Source: RefSeq, a predicted model, not a curated record